Messenger RNA from Zingiber officinale, 2810 nucleotides. RefSeq lists its product as uncharacterized. NCBI's taxonomy places the organism in Eukaryota, Viridiplantae, Streptophyta, Magnoliopsida, Zingiberales, Zingiberaceae. Gene Ontology annotation, biological process: negative regulation of DNA-templated transcription. The record is from RefSeq and is a predicted model, not a curated record. Gene Ontology annotation, molecular function: acyltransferase activity, transferring groups other than amino-acyl groups; transcription corepressor activity. The transcript is spliced from 8 exons. The coding region runs from base 129 to 2810 and encodes 893 amino acids.
UUCCGGAAAUUAUCUUUGAUCGAAGAGGGAGUGAUUGGCCGUUGUUCGGGGUUUCUCGUCGCCAACGCGAUUGGUUCGCAUUGGAUUUGGAGUAGGUUUGAUCGUGGGCGGAGUAGGGUUUUACUGUGAUGUCUUUUGAGGAGGAGAGCGGAGGCAUGAGGAAGAGGAAAGCAAGCAGGGAGGUCGACGAGAAGAGGAGGUUGGGUGUGAGUGAUUGCAAUUCGGAUGAUUGUUUGGCUAAGCAUUGGAGAACGGCUCGUGGUGCGCAGAAAGGAGAGAGGAUGCAUUGUGGUGACAGUUAUGGAGUUGCUUGGGAAGAGAAAAAUAGGAAGAAUGUUUUGAGGGCUCAUGUUGCCAAGCCAUAUGAAGUUCUGGAUUCUGAUGAAACGAUCAAGUCGGAUUUGGAGGGGAAGAGCAGUAGAAAACCAGCUGUUGCUCAACUUUCUGCAAAGAAAACGAGAAGGGAGAGGAUAGGAGAUGUUAACAACAUUUUUGCUGUUGAUAAUAAUUUGCAUACUGACAUUACUCGACACGAAAGUGAUGUUCUCAGGGUGCAAGGAAAAGGCGGUGUCUUGAGGGUCUUCCUCAAUAAGAAAGCUGAUGGACUUGAGAAUUUCUGUGCCAAAGAUUUUUAUGAGCAAAGAUCAAAGACUCUGGGGUUUCCAGUGGUUUCUACUCAUGAAAUGCUGAAUCCAACAACCCUUUCUGCAGACACACAAUCACUUGAAAGAUCAUGCGCAGGAACUAUAUUGAGAGAGACAAACACUGAUAUAACUUUGGAAAGCAGAUCCGGUGAACAAAUGAGAGAGUUGGAGAUUUCACUGCCAAAAAGAGGGAAAAAGAGAACAAAUAUGCAAAACAAUAAGACUGACACUAAAUUAAGGGAUUUUUCCAAUUCAAAAAUUCAUAAAAGGGAACUGAAAGAUCAGUUAAAAGAAAUACUUAUAAAUGCCGGUUGGAGGAUAGAUCUAAGGCCAAGGAAAGGCAGCAAGUAUGUAGAUUCUGUUUACAUACCUCCUAAAGGACGAGGUAGUUAUUGGUCAAUCACAAAGGCUUAUGCUGUGUAUCAGGAAGAACUGAAUAGAGAAAACAAUGGGAAGAGUGAGGGCCCUGCAAGGCUGUCUAAAGCAUUUCUUGGUAGUGACUAUAAUAUACCUAUAGAUUCCCUAAAUGUACUGAAGAGGAAUAUUGUUAACAAGAGAAAAAGGAAGGAAGCGCUAGAAGAAGCCCAAAGUGGUCAAAAGAAGAAUUCAGAGGAAAGGUUUGACAAUAGGAGGCAACCUAGUGUUACGGAAACUACAGAGAUGUCUGACGGAAUCACAGACAGAAUAAACAUAAACAGCUCUACAGAUUUAGACACAAAAACAAUAGUUAGUUCCAUAGCUCAUAAUCACUUCCAAAUAGGAAAAAGCAAACAUAGAGUGUGUGCUCUAUUAGCUCGUGGCAGCAAUCAGGAUGCAGAAACUGAAGACGAUGGUUUUGUUCCAUAUAAAUGGAAGAGGACAGUUUUCUCAUGGAUGAUAGAUCUUGGAAUCCUGUCUAUAAAUGAAAAAAUAAAAUACAUGAACAAGAGGAGAAAUGAAACAAAAUUGAGAGGCUGGAUAACAAGAGAGGGCAUUAGGUGCAGCUGUUGUACUAAAAUUGUUACUGCAUCUAAGUUUGAGCUUCAUGCUGGGAGCAGACUUCUUCAGCCAUCACUAUAUAUAUAUUUGGAAGAUAGAGGUGUCUCCCUCUUGCAGUGUCAAUUAGAAGCAUGGAAAAAACAUGAACAGUCAGGCCAUCAAGGAUUUUGUAGUGUUGAUGUAAGUAGUGAUCAACCCAAUGAUGACUUUUGUGCAAUGUGUGGUGGCAGCGGUGAUUUGAUCUGUUGUGAUAAUUGUCCUUCAACAUCCCAUGUCAGUUGUUUGGGUUUGGAGAUGCUUCCUCAUGGAGUGUGGCACUGUACAAAGUGCUGCUGCAGAUACUGUGGUGAAAUUUCUAUGGAUUCUACUAAAAAAACCAAUGGAAUUGAUUCUUCAUUACUCUCAUGCAGCCAGUGUGAGGCAAAAUAUCAUCAGGAUUGUGUUGCUCAAUUUGAAUCAAUUUCUCCCAUUUCAUUGAACCUGAGUAGUGCUUUUUGUACCCAAAGUUGCAGAAAGGUUUUUGAAGGAUUGCAGAAGAUUCUUGGGACCAAGAAUGACUUGGGAGCUGGAUUUUCAUGGAGCAUUAUUAGGCGAUUUGAUGAGGAUGCUUCUAUGUAUAAGUUGGAGUUGCAUCAAAUGGCAGAAUGCAACUUGAAGAUUGCUGUUGCUCUAGCCAUUUUGGAUGAGUGCUUUCUGCCGAUUGUUGACCAGAGAAGUGGUUUUAACGUCAUUCAUAAUGUUGUCUAUAAUUGUGGAUCAAAUUUUAAUCGUCUGAACUAUAAGAGUUUCUGCACAAUAAUUUUGGAGCGUGGUGAUGAAAUUAUCUCUGCAGCCUCUAUCAGGAUCCAUGGAACCAGGCUGGCAGAAAUGCCUUUUAUUGGGACAAGAAACAUGUAUAGACGCCAAGGCAUGUGCCGCCGGCUUCUUGGUGGAAUUGAAUCACUUCUCUGUUCGCUCAAUGUUGAAAAGCUGGUUAUAUCCAGCAUUCCCGAGCUACAGGAUGCAUGGACUAAGGUAUUUGGCUUCAAGCCUCUUAAUGGUUUUCAAGAAAAGGAAAUUAGAUCUGCAAAUAUAUUGGUUUUUCCUGGUACAUAUUUAUUCGACAAGACAUUGCCAAAGAUGCUUUCUCCUGAAAAACCUACACCGGUUCCUGGAGUUGUAACAAUCGAAAAUGACGUCGAGCAAUAG